AUGUACGGCGAUAGACUGACGCCGGCGGCCGCAUCGGUGGCGGCGGUGCUCCGCGACGACGACCUCCUCCGCGAGAUCUUCCUCCACCUCGGCUUCCCCAACUACCUCAUCCGCGCCGCCCUCGUCUCCAAGUGGUGGUUCUUCCAAAUCUCCGACCCGGCCUUCCUCAGCCGCUUUCGCGACCGCCACCCACCCCGCCUCCUCGGCAUCUGCGUCGGUUCUCCAAGCCUGUAUCAGUUCGUGCCUCUCCCUCAGCCCCCGGAGCUCACCGCCGUCUCACGACGCGCGGCCGCCUCCUGCAACGACGCCUUCGCCGCCGUGAGAGGUCAGUGUAUCAAGCACUGCCGGAACGGCCGCUUCAUCACCGGGUUCUUCCAUGGCGACAGAUUCAGGUACUCUCUCCUGUCGCCGCUGCUCGCGGAGGAGCCUGUAACCGUCCUCCCGCCGACCCCAGUGUCCCGCCGUGACUGGAAGGUUCGCCCUCAGAAAGCAUUCACUGAGAUUUUCCUACCCGAGGAUGGGGGCAGCGAUGGCAUCACCUUGGUGAAUCUCUGGAGUGUUGGGGGAAAAGUCUCUGCGGAAUUGUACGUCAUGCGAUCCGGCGGAUGGGGUGUCCCUGCCACCGCGGCGACAGAGCUAGAACUCCCGGACGAGCACGGUGCAACCUUCCUCAAAGCAAUGCUGCCACCAGUCCACGCCAAGGUCUUCUUGGUGACCACUUUUGGGUAUACACUGGUUCUUGAUUUGGCCACUGCAAGCUUCUUCACCCUUGAGCUCCCUGUUGGAGUGGGGCACAAUUACAAUAUCUCAUGUGCAGAUGGUUCCGGGCUCUAUCUUGUCAAUGUGGAUGGGUUUCAGCUCAGUGUGUGGCUCUAUCAGAUGACAGGCGGCGACAAUCAUGCAGGCGGCUGGCUGCUGGUGGACACAUUUUGCAUCCUGGAUGCAUGCAGACGUGUUGCGGCUGACAGUUGGGUGCCAAAAAAUGGCGAUUUCUUUGGUGUUCUUGCAGUCGGGGAGAACGCUGAGUUUGUAUUCUUGGAUCAUGUGGCAAGUGGUGUUCUCUUUUAUAUUCAUCUGAGGAGCAGGCUGGCUGAGAAGGUCUAUCAGAGGAGGACAAGUGGAGCAGCUCUUGCUUAUUCGGUGCUUGACCACAUACGUUGCUCUCCCUUUAUGAUGAGCUGGCCGCCUAUCUUCCCGGCUCUGGGCGGAGGACCUGAUCAACAGGAAUGAAUCACAUUGUGUUUGAUCCUUGUUAUAUCUUCACUGGGUAUGACUUCUAUGACAGAACGCUAUCUAUGUUUGGAUCAUGAGGUGGUGGAAAUUGAUGAGGAAGCUAAACUAUUUGGUAGGAUUCGAUUGCAUGCCAUCUGACUUACUAAUGUAAGCCACUUUACCGUGUUGAAUUCCUCUUUUUAGUUUGAACCAUGUUAAUAUGCAUAGUAUCUGUCAGUAGUAUCCAAACAGUAGGCAUAGCUAUAUCCGCUGUUUGUCUCUCUGCAUGUAAUUGCUACCAAGUUGGUUGACAAAUAAUAAGCUUAGCAAUGCAAAUAUGUGUAGUCUGGUGUCA
Messenger RNA from Lolium rigidum, 1567 nucleotides. RefSeq lists its product as uncharacterized. Lineage: Eukaryota; Viridiplantae; Streptophyta; Magnoliopsida; Poales; Poaceae. The coding region runs from base 1 to 1230 and encodes 409 amino acids. Gene Ontology annotation, molecular function: protein binding. The transcript has a single exon. The record is from RefSeq and is a predicted model, not a curated record.